Molecule: messenger RNA, 8864 nt
Organism: Diceros bicornis minor
Lineage: Eukaryota; Metazoa; Chordata; Mammalia; Perissodactyla; Rhinocerotidae
Gene: SHROOM2
Product: shroom family member 2
Exons: 10
Coding region: 1554-6305 (1583 amino acids)
Biological process (GO): actin filament organization
Cellular component (GO): apical junction complex; adherens junction; cortical actin cytoskeleton
Molecular function (GO): actin filament binding
Source: RefSeq, a predicted model, not a curated record
CCUGUGCCCUCUGUGAGACUUGUCCCUCAGGACCUUUGCACCCUCACCCCCCACGCCCCAAGCUCUGGGGUCUCCCUGCACGGAGCUUGCCCCAGUCACCCCAAGGACUCACCAAGGAGCGUUGGCGGUGCUUCCCAGCCCGCCCUUUAUCUGAAGGACUUUCCCAUUGCUGUCUCCUGACUCUUGCUUCUCUCUAAGAUGCCCCUGACCAACACUGUUGAUCUAUUUUCUGGAGAUGUCUUCCCCAACACCAGUGUUGCCUGAAGGCCACACACCCUGGUCAUGUCCCCCAUCACGGAGUCCACCCAGGGGCCUCUUGGAGCCGAGGUCCCUUCUCUCCCCCUUGACCUCUGUGUGCUUCCAGCCAGCAGGUCUGGUACUGUCAGACUGUCUGAGCUCGUGGGGACCAAACACAGACUGUUUAUUUUGUGAGGCGGUGCCUUUUGGCUUCAUUGGAAAAGGUUAGGAAAAUGACCCAGUACUAGUGUGUUUUUUGUUUUUUUUUUUUGAGAGGAAGGAGGGGAUUCUGCUCUUCUUUAUGUGAAUGAUAAACAUUUCAUUAAAGCACUUAUUUUAAUAAUUCCUUCUUAAAAAUGAGUUUUUCAGGGCCGGCCCUGUGGCAUAGUGGUUGGGUCUGGUGCGCUCUGCUUCGGCAUCCUGGGUUCGCGGGUUUGGAUCCCGGACGUGGACCUACAGCACUCACCAGCCAUGCUGUGGCAGCGACCCACAUACAAAAUAGAGGAAGAUUGGCACAGAGGUUAGCUUGGGGCUAAUCUUCCUUAAGCAAAAAGAGGAAGAUUGGCAAUGGAUGUUAGCUCAGGACGAAUCGUCCUCACCAAAAGAAAAAAAAAGAGUUUUUGAUAUCUAGAUCUGUUGUUCUUAAUUUGCAAUGGUAUCCUGGCAUUUUUUGUAUUUGUGAUCUAAACCCCAUUCUUUCAAAAACACCCAAAAAAUAAAAGACUGUCUAGCAUUUAAAAUUAUUUUUAGAGCCAGCUCUGAUGGCCGAGUGGUUCAAGUUCGCCGCUCUCCCUGCUUCAGUGGCUUGGGUUCAUUACCCGGUGCAGAACCACACCACCUGUCAGUAGCCAUGCUGUGGCGGCAGCUCACACAGAAGAACUAGAAGGACUUACAACUAGGAUAUACAACCAUGCACUGGGGCUUUGGAUAGGGGGAAAAAAAAAAGAAGAUUGGCAACAGAUGUUAGCUCAGGGAAAAUCUUUCCAAGCAAAGAAAAAAAACUUAUUUUUAAAAACUGAAAUAAAUUUAGAUGAAUUUUGGUGUGCCAUUUGUGGGAAAGGUUUCAGGGCAACCCUCAUUAGGAACCCUCAUUAGAUGAAAUUAGGCUGAAUAAUUUCAUCUAGAAGAACAGAAAAACCAAUGUUAAUAGUCAGUACCAUGGCUUUUUAGUAUUUGUGUGAAAGGAAUAUUACUCAGACAUUGAAGAGCACGUUUUGGAAGAGUGACGAUGGCAUGGGAGAAUGCUCACACCAGGUGGGCUGCAGAAGUUUCGAUCAGUCUAGUUUAUUCCCUUCAUUAAUUAACUCUAAAGGAAGAUGAAAGAAGCUGUGGAUAUUAUAGCACAGAAAAAGCCAUCUGCAAAUGAAAUUUACGUGGCCAGAACCUUCCUUACGAGGAUUUUGAGAAACUCUAUGAGGAGGAAUGAGCUGAGCUGGAGGCCUCACUCCUGGCACGCCACCAAAUUCUCCGAGAGCCACCCCGAGACAUCAGCAUCUCAGUUCUCCUCCGCCGGUGUCUGCCCUUCUUGGCACGGCCGACACCACACGAGUUCUUCCUCCCAUGACCUGUCGGGCGCGUGGGAGCAGACCAACCUGCAGCGCACCUCUGACCAUUUCAGCUCCCUGGGCAGCGUCGACAGCCUAGACCACCCUUCCCAGCCCUACCCCUCCGGACGCCUCUCCGCCGCCAAGUCCAACAGCAGCAUCGACCGCCUGGGCGGCCCAAACCAGCGCGACUCGGCGUACGGCUCAUUCUCCACCAGCUCCAGCACGCCUGACCACACCUUGCCCAAGGCCGAUGCCUCCUCCACGGAGAACCUCCUCUACAAAGUGGGCCUCUGGGAGGCCUCCAAGCCGGGCAGUAGCUGGCAGGGCCAGGCCGCCGGCGACCCUCAGGGCCCAGAGGAAAGGUUUGGGUAUUUCCCUUCCAGGGUCCCCUGUGACAGCAGCAAAAGCCCCAGGCCAGAUGACAGUCCCGAGCCUAAGCUGGCCACUUCUGGGAGGUCCAGUUUGGGGCCAGUCUGGUAUGUUCCCGAGAAGAAAAAAGCACCUUCCUCCCCUCCCCCACCGCCUCCCCCUCUCCGCAGUGACAGCUUUGCUGCCACCAAGAGCCACGAGAAGGCCCAGGGCCCCCCGUUCUCAGAGGUGGCUGACACGCAGCACUUUCCAGGCCUGACCUGGGCUCAGCCCUGCAGCGACUGGAGACCAGACCCUGCCGAUCAGCAGCGAAGGCUGACGCGCCCCUCCGACGGAAGGAGACCCGGGAGCUCGGGCUGUGCCCUGGAUGUCCACCUGGACUGCGGGUGGCUGUCCUCUGACUACGGGGCCCCCAGCCGGCUUCAGGCCUCUCUGUCCAGCACGGAUGUGCGUUUCCCACAGCCUUCCUACGGGUGCCAGCACCCACGCCAAUACAGUGACGAGAGUCCCUUCUUGCACGAGGGCCCCAGGGCCGCCGUAUCGCUGAGGGAGCAGCCCCGUGUAGCUCUCACUGGGGGCCGCCAGGAGCCCUCUGCUGACAGCUUCCAGGAUGACAGCCCCACUCAUGUCAGGUGGCCCAGUGCUGCCGACCAGAAGGGGGACGGUGGCGGGCAGAGCUGCUACUCAUGUGUGCCCACGAGACAGUGCCUUCCGGGGGGUGCCCAGGCCAUGCAGCUGCGAGGGGAAUAUUGGCAUUCUGACCCAGCUCCAGGUGCUCCCCAGUAUCCCGCCACACAGCCACUGGGCCCAAAGCCCCGGGGCUGCCUACCUCCGCACGAGGGGCCCUGGGGCGCCCCUGAGAGGGAAAGGGGGGACCCCGUGCACAGAGGGGCAGAGGGCCGCUGCACGGGAGUCAAGGAGCUACAAAGAGGUGGCCACGUGGAGAAAGCCGGCCCGAAAAAAGUCACAGAUGGCGUCAAGUGGGCUGAGGGAGAAAGCAGCAAGAUCUCCCCACACCAGACGCCCCUGCUGCAUUCGCUGGCCCAGGAGGGGACCCACCGGCCCCAGGAGGGCCGAGAGGGCGGCAUGGAGAGGCUGCCGGCCUUCGAUGCCCAGGUGGGCAAACCCACACGGAGAAGUGACCGGUUCGCCACCACCCUGAGGAACGAGAUCCAGAUGCGACGAGCCAAGCUGCAGAAAAGCAAAAGCACGGUGACCCUGACUGGCACCAGCGAGGGGGAGGAAGAGGCCUGCGGAUCGAGGGCGGAGCUGGGCCGGGCCGCCGGCGCCACCCUGGAAGGUUCUUUCCCGGGCACCUAUGAAGACCACGUGAAGGAGGCUCAAGCCCGGGUCCUGAGGGCCACGUCGUUUAAGCGCCGUGACUUGGACCCCAGCCCGGCUGACCAUUAUGCAGGGUCACCAGACCACAGCACGGAACCCAACCCUGUCCCCUGCUUCUGGGAGGUGGGCCUGGCCAAGCUGCCAUCGUCUGGAGGUGGCAUGCCACAUGUUCCCCGCGUCGGGGGCCGGAGACGGUUCACAGUGGAGCAGAAACUGAAAUCGUACUCGGAACCGCAGAAGAUGCACGAGGUGGGGCUCUCCGGGGAUCACCGCCCGCCCCAGCACCCCGGUACCUCCCAGGAGACCGUGGGCACGUUUGCCGACAGGUGGAAGUUUUUUGAGGAGACGAGCAGACCCGUUCAGCAGAGGCCUAGGCAGAGGCAAGCGCUUUGUGGAUUCCCAAAAGAGAAGCUGGAGAGGCCACAGGUGGCAGGCCACGGGUGCGAGGGCGCAGAGCCUUGCUUCCAGAAGAGGGCCCGCACGACCUCCUUUGGAGAAAACCUCAGCAGUCACAGAAAAGCGGGGAAGCUGGGGAAAUCAGAACCGCCUCAGAGACUUGGAACCUUUGCAGAGUAUCAAGCCUCUUGGAGGGAACAGAGGAAAGCCCUGGAAGCCAGGAGUUCGGGGAGGUAUCACUCAGCGGAUGACAUCCUGGAUGCAGGUCUGGACCAGCACGAGAGGCCGCAGUACAUUCACGAAAGGUCCCGGUCGUCGCCGUCCACAGACCUCUACAAACAGGAAGCUUCGGUCGAACCACGACGACAAGCAGAGGACCCUGGUGAGCACAGAGACGUUUCCUCCACGGUCUGGGCUGAGGAGGGACGUCCCACCUCAAGACAAGCAGAUGCCCAGUGUCGGGAAGACAGUCCAGGAGCACAGCGGGACCCAGGGACCCCGUCCCAGGUCUCUGAGCCAUCUCACGCCUGGGAAGCUGCAGAGGCGCCCCGGGAGGGCCGCAGCCGAGCGGGGACCCUACCUCGCGAUUACAGAUACUCAGAGGACACCGCGCCCGCAGCCCCGCUGCCGCCGCUCGGCCCGGCACCGCCAGCGCAGAGCGCCCCCGCGGCCGCGCACGCUCAGGGCCAGGAGCUGCGGCCCGUGAACGCCGCGCUGCUCGCCAAGAGGCCGGCCCCGCAGAGGCCGCCGCCGCCCAGGCGCGAGCCCAGGCGGCUCAGGGGCCUGGCCCCUGCGGGCGCACCUGCAGCCGCCCACCUGGGUGCACCUGCAGCCACUCACCUCAGCCGGCCCCUCCCCCUCUCGUCCCCCGUGGCCCUGGAGGUGUGUGUGGCCCGCCUGUCCCUCUCCCAGAGCCCCUGUGCCUUGGCGGAGAGGCUGAGCGGUGCCCAGCCUGCAGACGGCGCUGAGCAGGACAGGCAGGAUGUAGAUGAGCACACAGCCUGUCUGAAGCGGGAAGCCCUGCUCCCUUCCAAGGUCUGGCCCGUGCAGACGUCCGCAAUGGAGACCUCUCGCUCCCCUUCUCCUCAGUUCGCCCCCCAGAAGCUGACGGACAAGCCUCCGCUGCUCAUCCAGGAUGAGAACUCCACAAGGAUUGAGCGCGUCAUUGACAACAACACCACGGUGAAGAUGGUACCCAUCAAGAUUGUGCACUCAGAAAGCCAGCCAGAGAAGGAGAGCCGCCAGGGCCUGGCCCACGCCGCCGAGCUGCCCGCGCUGCCCAGCGGGCUGGAGAGAGACCAGAUCAAGACGCUCAACACAUCCGAGCAGUGCUACUCACGCUUCUGCGUGUACAGCCGCCAGGGCGCCGAGCCCGAGGCCCAGCGCGGGGGCCGGGCGGCCGAGCCCCAGCCCCCCAGCACCCCAGCGCCCCCUGCCAAGGAUGGCCAGGCCUCCCCUCCUGGGCUCAGCUACGUGAAGGCCAAAGAGAAGACGGCCGAAGACCUGAAGUCAGAGGAGCUGGCCCGGGAGAUCGUGGGGAAGGAUAAGUCCCUGGCUGAUAUCCUGGACCCCGGUAUGAAGAUCAAAACCGCCAUGGACCUGAUGGAGGGGAUCUUCCCCAAAGACGAGCACCUCUUGGAAGAAGCUCAGCAGCGGAGGAAGCUGCUCCCCAAAAUCCCCUCUCCUAGAACCACAGAGGAGAAGAAAGAGGAGCCCAGCGUGCCUGCGGCCGUGACCCUGGCCACUAAUUCCGCCUACUAUAGCACGUCGGCCCCCAAGGCGGAGCUGCUGAUUAAGAUGAAGGAGCUGCAGGACCAGCAGGAGUCCGAAGAGUCUUCAGGGAGUGACUUGGACCACGACCUGUCGGUGAAGAAGCAGGAACUCAUCGAGAGCAUCAGUCGCAAGCUGCAGGUGCUCCGGGAAGCCCGGGAGAGCCUGCUGGAGGACAUCCAGGCCAACAGCGCGCUUGGGGACGAGGUGGAGGCCAUCGCCAAGCAGGUCUGCAAACCCAACGAGUUCGACAAGUUCCGGAUGUUCAUCGGGGACCUGGACAAAGUGGUGAACCUUCUGCUGUCACUGUCAGGCCGCCUGGCCCGGGUGGAAAACGCCCUCAAUAAUUUGGACGACAGCACUUCUCCUGGUGAUCGGCAAUCGUUGCUUGAGAAGCAACGGGUCCUCAUCCAACAGCAUGAAGACGCCAAGGAACUCAAAGAGAACCUGGACCGCCGGGAGCGCAUCGUGUUCGACAUUCUGGCCAGCUAUCUCAGCGAGGAGAGCCUCGCAGACUAUGAGCAUUUUGUGAAGAUGAAGUCAGCCCUCAUCAUUGAGCAGCGGGAGCUGGAAGAUAAAAUACACCUGGGUGAAGAGCAGCUGAAGUGCUUGUUUGACAGCCUUCAGCCCGAAAGAGGCAAAUAGGAGGGCCCUCCCUGGCGGAGGACAGAAACUGGGCCUUUGAGCUCCGUUCCUGAGGAUGCAAGCGAAAACCCCAGCCUGUAUUUAUGUCCCAUAGAGAGAAUCCUUCGAUAGCGAAAUGGCUGGUAGAAAAGCAAUAACUUCCAUGUGUUUGGGAUGAUUUAUUUAAUUCUUUAGUUUCCCUUUUGAAUGCCGAGCAGAGUGGCUCACCGUUAGCCGUUUUCCUUUACCGGUAACCACACGUGGCACGCGGCUCUGGUGAAUGGCGAGUUUCCACAGUAUAGACUGUGGACUCCGCUCCCGUAGUGCAUGCGAGUGGUCAUUUUCAGUGGUAGGUCUGCCCUUCCUCCUGUCUUCACGUGCUUGAACCAACCACUCAGGAAGCAACCAAGUGAGUCUUUUAGGUGCAUGAGGGGGAAACCCUGGCUCACGUCUUCUCUUGUGAUUCAGCCAAGGCACGGGCUGCCAUGUUUUGUCCCUGUUCAUCCAACAGUGUUGAGCAUUUGUUGUCUCUAUCAUAUAAUGAUGUUCUCUGACGUAGUAAAAAUCAUGAUGAUGAUGACGAUAAUUUAUUAACAUUUUGGAAAGGUGAAUAGUUUCCAAAUGGUUAAAAACCAACUGUGAAAUGAAGAACCCACGUGUUGGGUUCACUCAUUCUAAAAUUGCCACUUAAAGAAAUAGUGUGCAUGCUUUAAAACACUCACACAGAAGGCAAACAGAUAGCUUUAGUACUCCUUACCUGACAUUACAGGUCAGAUGUUUUCCUGCAAAGUGAAAUUACUUGGGUAAAAGUGUGUCCAGUAGUAAUGUGCUUGCUAGAUAUUUGUUUCAUGAGACCAAUAAGAUAUUUCUUAAAUUACUUUUUCCCCAUAACGUGUGUUUUGUGUGUGUGUGGUCAUUAAUGAUAAUUGGCUGCUUUUCUCUUUUUGCCUCUUUAAGUCUGUUACCAUGCCACGAGGGCCACGUUCCAUUUACUGUAAGAACCCUUGUUCUGGUUUUUCAGAGGUCCUGUGGACUGUGUAACUCCUAAACUUGAUCAUUUUGUGCCACAGCAUUUCUGUGCUCUUUUUACUGGUUGAAAUUGCAAGAUUCUAAAGAGAGUCUAUUUACUAAAAAAACAUUGUCAUGCUGUCAAUUUCCAGUGGACAAGUCACAGACUGGGAGAAAAUAAUUGCAAAUCAUAUAUGUGAAAAGGAUUUGUAUCCAGAAUGUACAAAGAACUCUCAAAACUCAACAGUAAGAAAGUGAACAGCCCGAUUAAAACAAGGGCAAAAGAUUUAAAUAGACACUUCACCAAAGAGGAUAUAUGCAUGGCAAAUAAGCACAUGAAAAGAGAUUCAACUGCCAGCUGCUGGGUUAUAACUGACUUAUUUUUAUCUAAUCAUUGUAGAGCUGGUGUCUUUCUUCACAAAUGCUCAUCUCAUUAAAUGCAUGGUUAAUGCACGAGAACCCCUCAGAUCACUUCACGUCAAGGUAAUAUUCAGACAUUUGUUUGAUCUAGGGAUCGUUGUAAUCUUCAUUCCCUCUUAUUCCCAUAUAAGAAGUUUUCCAAUGGGUGGGGGGAUGUCCCUUUGUCAGCCGUGACCGCCGCCUUACCAGAACACACACGCACACACAAAUGUCUUAAAGGACAGGUGUCCACACUGUGUGAGCCAGAGGAGUGAGCUGGACUCCUGAGCCACUGUGUUGAUGGCAGUGCCCUCCAUGAGGGAGUCCAGACCAGCAGGCUUCAGUGAUGCAGGCAAUACACGCUCUUUUUGGCAGCCCACCCACGCCAAAAAGAUAAAUGCCUUUUCCAAAGGUUUUAUUGCUAUGAAAUUAAGCUAUUUCUGACUUGAAAAAUCCCUGUUCUGCCAAUGAAGUGUCUGCCUCCUUUCCACCUGGUCUAGUCACCUGCUUUGAGGACUGGUCGCGUCAGAAAAGAUAGAGCUGGCUUCGACGGACCUCCAUCUUUCUCCCUUGGGGAGACAACCCCAGUAAUUUCAGUGUACUUUGUUUUUAAUUUAGACAAAGCUUUUUAUCUGUGAUUUUUUUUUCCCCUCAAAUACAGUAUUGUGAUCAUUUUGAUGAUAUGUACGUAAAAUGUGAAUAAUAGAAUUUGUGUGUCUGUACCCAGCCUUUUGAUGUCUUUCGAGGACUUUCUCUUAUCCAUAGCAAUCUGUAGUGCUCGAGUGUCCUUUUAGCAAAGCACAUAUAAUCACCACUGUCCUGUCCAUUCCCCUGUUUGCCUCUUAAAUGUCUGGUUAGCGAGGACCCAAAGAUUCCAGUGAGUCGAUGUACAUAACUUUGUAUAUAGUUAUAUUAUUGCAGAUAAAAACAAUCUGGUGCUAAUGUUUUGCCCUUGGCAUCCAGGUGGUGGCUGAUUCCUCCCCCUCUGUCAUUGCUCAGCUGUGGAAUGCUCUGUAUAGCGAGAUUUCAGUCAGGGGUAUUGCCUGUUGCUUUUAUCCUGCAGUCCACCAUGGGAAAUGUGUACAGAUGUCAUGCUCGAGGCUGACCACUUACCUCUCAACAGAUCAUCCUUCUCGACUGUAACAAAAUAAAUAGUGUCUUUGAGUGAAUGGA